ACCAGUGUUGCACAAAAAACGAAGUUCAAUAUAUAUAUAUAUAUAUAUAUACAUAGUGGUGCAAAAGUUUCAAUUAUUGUAAUUGGAUUUUUAAUCAAGCGAUAUGGAUGGACUUGGGUUUACAUUGGCGAUCGGUGCCUUAAAGGCAUUCGCGUUCGUCUAUGAUAUCAUUACAUUCCCCGUCUACAUUCUGUUCCAGAGGCCAUGGAAAGUGCGGGCACUUUCCAGGAGAUCGAAGGCUGAGAUUGUGGCAAUAGAACGAGACCAGAAAAAUACCGAUUUUAGCAUCGAUGUAGAAGGAACGGAUAAACCGCAAAAAUCGAAAUCUAAAGCAAAGGCCAUCGAAAUUUCGAAAGACACACGAAGCAUAACGUGGAAGUCUCGCGAUGAACCGCAGAAAAUUCACGUGGAGAUUGUUCGGGAGAACAUUAACACAAUGGCUAGGAUGAUGGAACAUGUUGCUAAGAAAUAUGCAAAUAAGAGAUGUUUGGGUACCAGAGAAAUUAAAGGGGAAGAAGAUGAGGUUCAGCCUAACGGAAGAGUUUUCAAAAAGUACAAUAUGGGUAAUUACACAUGGAAGACGUAUGCCGAAGUGAACGUAUUGGCCACGAACUUUGGAAGGGGUGUCCGUGAAUUGGGAAAUAUGCCAAGAGAAAAUGUCGUCAUUUUUGCGGAGACUAGGGCUGAGUGGAUGAUCGCUGCCCAUGGGCUAUUUAAGCAGAGUAUUCCAGUGGUCACGAUAUACGCCACUCUCGGCGAUGAGGCCAUCGCCCAUGGAAUUAACGAAACCGGUGUCACAACUGUCGUAACCAGUUACGAUCUCAUGCCUAAAUUCAAGAAAAUCUUGGCAAUGACUCCAAAGGUCAAAACCCUCAUCUACAUGGAAGAUCAAUUAAAGAGCCUUGACAACAACGGAUAUGGCGAACAAGUCACGAUUCACAAAUUCUCUGAAGUCCUGAAAUUGGGAUCCACCUCACAGUUAGGAAACACCAUGCCAUCGCCAGAUGAUGUUGCUAUUAUCAUGUAUACCAGUGGCUCCACAGGCGUUCCGAAAGGCGUCAUCCUCGUGCAUAACAACUUAAUUGCGACCAUGAAAGCCUUCUGUGAUAAUACGGUCAUCUAUGAUGAUGAUUGUCUAAUUGGAUUCUUACCUCUCGCUCACGUCUUUGAACUCUUGGUAGAAAGCGUUUGCUUGUGCGCCGGCGUUUCCAUCGGAUAUUCAAGUGCACUCACCAUGAUUGAUACGUCCAGCAAAAUAAAAAAGGGUACCAAAGGCGAUGCUUCAGUUCUCAAACCUAGUGUGAUGACUGCCGUUCCGUUGAUCUUAGACAGGAUUUCUAAAGGUAUCCAAGAAAAAGUAGGCAAGAGCAACCACUUUUCCAAAGUUUUGUUCAAUUUUGCUUUAGAAUACAAACAAACAUGGACGCGUAGAGGAUAUUGUACACCACUUUUAGACAAAAUUGUCUUCAGCAAAGUUCGACAACUAUUAGGCGGAAGGGUAAGGUAUGUGCUCAGUGGUGGUGCACCACUUUCGCCAGACACACAUGAACAAAUACAGUUAUGUCUUUGCGUCAAAGUCGUCCAAGGUUAUGGUUUAACUGAAACUACAUCCUGUGCAACUAUCAUGGACGCUCAUGAUAUGAUUUGCGGACGCGUCGGUCACCCAACAACUUCUUGUCGCAUUCGAAUGGUCAACUGGGAAGAAGGAAAUUAUCGUGUGACAGACAAACCUUAUCCUCGUGGAGAAGUCAUUGUCGGUGGGGCCAACAUCAGUGCAGGCUAUUACAAACUUCCCGGAAAAACGAACGAAGACUUCUUUGAAGAAGAUGGUAUGAGAUGGUUCAAGACAGGAGAUAUUGCUGAAGUGCAAGAAGACGGUGUCGUGAAAAUUAUUGAUCGUAAGAAGGAUUUGGUAAAAUUACAAGCCGGCGAAUACGUAUCUCUAGGCAAAGUCGAGUCUGAAUUGAAGACUUGUGCAAUCAUCGAUAACAUCUGUGUGUACGGAGACUCAAGCAAGCAAUAUUGUGUUGCCUUGGUCGUUCCGAACCAAUCCAUGCUUGUCGACUUAGCGGCGAAACGUGGAAUCUCAGAGAAGAGCUUCGAGGAUUUGUGCGCAAUUGCUGAUAUGGAGAAAGCUGUGCUUCAAGAGCUUGCUGAACACGGAAAGAAAUGUAAAUUGGAGAAAUUCGAAAUCCCCGCCCAGGUGAAACUCGUAACAGAAGUUUGGUCACCAGAUAUGGGUCUCGUGACUGCUGCUUUCAAAUUGAAGAGGAAAGACAUCCAAGAACGUUACCAGCACGAAAUAAACAGAAUGUACGCUUCCUGAAAGUGGGACAAACUUUAGAGUUUAGUUGUGAUAAUAUUCCAUAGACUACUCUACUACUAUAUAUACAUGCAUUUCCGUUAAGUUCUUCAUUUUCUAAAAUUAUACUUCAUUAAUUGUCUUUCGGGAAUAAGGAAAGAUAAACAAAAGUAAGUUCAAGUGAGUGUGCAUACACGAAUCUUAUUUAUAUAUUUACUUAUCCAUAUUAUUGCUACUACGUCUUUUUAAUAUACAGGUUUUUAUUAAUUUUAAUAAUUAUUGUUAUUUAUUAUUAUUUUGCUCUGUCAGUAAUUUGUAAAUGGAAAUACUUAAUUAUUUCGCAAUUAUAAUAGUACGAGUUUCGAAGCUUAAGUAUUUUUUUAAUUGUUACUAUUGUUUAAGAUAUUGAAAGAUUGAGACUGUACAUGUAUAUAUUUAUAUUAUAUAAUUAUAAAUUGAAACAAAAUGAAUUCUUAAAGGAGAACUUAGGCGCGGGCUAAAAUAAAUUAUUAUAUAUAGAGAGUUCAUUCUAAAAUUUAAAGAUAACUCUAAAUUUUGGAAUGCAACUGCCUUAAACAAAUCAAUUAAUAUAUUGAUUAUAUUGUCCUUACUGUGUAUGCAAGUACUGAGCGAUUAUGUGAGUGUGUAAAUAUGAAAAAUUGUACUUUUUUUCGUAUCUUUUUAAAUAUGUAUUAUUUUGUUUUUGAUGUGCAACAAAGCGUAACGUUGUCAGAAGAACGAAGAACCUGAAAUGGAAUUACAUCACUUCUUAUUUAUUCUUUGUUGAUUAGGUGAAUAAUAAUAAUAUUUUAUUUUGAACGUAUAAAAGAUUGUGAAGUGGUUUGCGUCUGCAUACAUGUGUGUAUUAUAAAAAAAUGUUUAUAUUAUAAAUAAAUGAAUGAAAGGUGAAAGAAAA
This is a messenger RNA of Nicrophorus vespilloides, 3218 nucleotides long. RefSeq names its product long-chain-fatty-acid--CoA ligase 4 (gene Acsl). Gene Ontology annotation, biological process: long-chain fatty-acyl-CoA metabolic process; neuron differentiation; long-chain fatty acid metabolic process. The transcript has 9 exons. Gene Ontology annotation, cellular component: endoplasmic reticulum; plasma membrane; lipid droplet. Lineage: Eukaryota; Metazoa; Arthropoda; Insecta; Coleoptera; Silphidae. The record is from RefSeq and is a predicted model, not a curated record. Bases 104 to 2326 code for a protein of 740 amino acids. Gene Ontology annotation, molecular function: palmitoyl-CoA ligase activity.